Molecule: messenger RNA, 852 nt
Organism: Vigna radiata var. radiata (mung bean)
Lineage: Eukaryota; Viridiplantae; Streptophyta; Magnoliopsida; Fabales; Fabaceae
Exons: 1
Coding region: 1-852 (283 amino acids)
Source: RefSeq, a predicted model, not a curated record
AUGAAAUUACACCCUAUGCAGUUGGAAGGUGAGUUCACAGUCAAGGGCAAACUGAGAGGCCUUCCUCAGGAAUACCUAGAGAAAUACGUGCAUCGUUUGGUUGAAGAGGAAAAAUGGGAAACAUUUAUGGAUGUAUUGGCUCUUAUCCUCUAUGGUGUCAUGCUUUUUCCUAACAUCGAGAACUUCAUCGACAGCGCCGCCAUAAAUGCAUUUGUGGGAUACAAAGAUCGCUCUGAGAAUCCGGUCACCGCUGUCCUAGCUGAAGUUUAUGGGACCCUUAGUCAAUGUUACGAGCUAAAGGGAGGGAAACUUUUGUGUUGUCUGCCAAUGUUGUAUGUAUGGUUCUUCUCUCGGGUGAGCGAGAACACAUUGAAUGCCACAUGUCCCGUGGAUGAGCUACUGCAGUGUAAACCAAAUAUGAAAGGGGCAAAUAAAUGGGCCCAGCUCUGUGCAAGUCUAAAUGUGGAGCAAGUUAAAUGGAAUGUACUUUGGAUGCAAAGAUCGGAAAUCAUAUAUUAUUGCGGGAGGUACCCUAAUGUGCCCCUCAUUGGUAUCAAGUGUUGCAUUAACUACAAUCCUGUGUUAGCACAAUGGCAAUUCGGGUAUCCUAUGAGAGGAUCUCCUACACUUACGUCUCUCGCCAUAUUGCAGAUCUAUUAUAAGGAAGGAACCUUUGCUGAAGUGCUUCAUCAAAUUAGAAAUGCUUGGGGCAACGUUGUUCGUGCAGAAAGGGACCCAAGACCGUGGACUGUUGAUGAGGGAAUUCCUUACGACUUUUGGAUUGCAGAGAGGGUUAGGAUAGUGAAGUUACCUUUCAAGUUAGUUUCUCCUAACCUGGAUUAUGAGAAAUAG